AUGAAAAAUGUUUUAAGAAAAUAUACAUGCUUAUUUAUACUUAUAAAUAUUGUUUUAACUACAUAUAGUAAAGUUAUAAAAAGAGGAAAUACUAAUAUUACGAGCAACUAUUUGUUUCCUAAUAAUUAUGAUAAUAAUUCACAUACAUACAAGAAAAGAAGUAGUAAUCAAUUUUAUUUCCUUGAAAAUGAGAAAAAUAAAUUAAAAGAAUUAUGGAAUAAGCUAACAACAAGAUAUUCAAUUAAGUUCCAUACAAAUAAGGAAACAGAAAAUGAAGAAACAGGAAAGAAUAAUCAAAUAUCUUUUAAAAAUGUUUUUAAUAAAAUCAGUAUACAAGAUAAUAUGGAAAUGAUUAACAAUGUUAUAAUAAAAAACAGCACUGUAAUAAAUGCAGAAAUAUUAAAUGAACUUAUGAAACAAAAUAAGUUACUUACCAUAAGAUAUAAAGAUAUUAAUACCAUAAUAAAUAUUAUUAACAAUUAUUACGCCAGUAACAAUUAUCUCUUUUCUAAAGUAUUAACGCAUGAAGUUGUAAAGAAGGGGAAAGAUAAAACUUUAGUAAUAUACGUAAAGGAAUGUAUUGUUCAUAAAAUUUUGGUUAAGAUACACUCAUGUGAUAAAGAAAAAAAAGAAGGUGAUUCAAAUUGGGAUAAAAUAAGAAAGGGGUUUCAGGAAAAUGAUAAUGUGGAAACAAAUUUGCAAAUGGAUCAUAAGGAUGUAAAAUUAUCUCAACAUAAUGAUAAAUCAUCUCAACAUAAUGACAAAUCAUCUCAACAUAAUGAUAAAUCAUCUCAACAUAAUGACAAAUCAUCUCAACAUAAUGAUAAAUCAUCUCAACAUAAUGACAAAUCAUCUCAACAUAAUGAUAAAUCAUCUCAACAUAAUGAUAAAUCAUCUCAGCAUAAUGAUAUAUCAUCUGAACAUAAUGACAAAUCAUCUGAUCAUAAUGACAAAUCAUCUGAUCAUAAUGACAAAUCAUCUGAUCAUAAUGACAAAUCAUCUGAGCAAAAGGAAGUGUCACCUAACCCACAUAUAAAAAAUUUUAAUAAAGACAUCAAAAUAAAUGAUAAAGAGAGUGAAAACAUUUCAAGCGAAGAACCAAAGGAAAAUGUAUUAUUAAAUAGAGAAAGUGUUUUAUAUAAAGAUGUGUUAAAUUAUAAUUUGAAAGAAAAAAGUGUGUCCAACAGAAAAGUUAGACGUUUUUUUGAGAAUAAGAUGAAUAUAAAAGAAAAUGGUAUUUUUGUAUGGAAUGAGAAUAUUUAUAACCUUUUAGUAGAUUCUAAUUUAUUUAAAUAUGUCCAAAUGAAAUUAUAUAAUGAUAAAUCAUGUAAUAAGAAUAUAUUAGAAAUUAAUAUUAUUGAAAAUAAAAGAAUGAUAUUAAUUCCUAGUUUAUCAAAAGGUUUUAAUGAUUUUUUAGAAUUUUGUUUAAAUUUAUCAUUUUCCUAUUUACAUAGUUUAACAUAUUCAGAUAAGUUUCGAAUGAAAUAUUUUCAGAAUUUAAAUUAUAAAAAUAAUAAGCAUAAUUAUGAUUUUAUAUUUAUAAAUGAUUUAAUAGAAUUGGAAAAGCUAAAAAAAAAUUACCCUUCCUUUCAAAUUAUGGGUAUGAAUAUAAAUAAGGAGUAUAAAAAGGAGGUACAUACAUCUUCAUUAAAUAAUUUAAUGGAUAUCAUAAGUAUAAAAAAUGAUGAUAAUGAUGAUAAUGAUGAUAAUGAUGAUAAUGAUAAUGAAACGUUAAAUGUAUCAAGUUCGAACAUAAAUCAAAGUAAUUCAUUUUUCCCUAAUACUCCUAAAUAUUCUUUACAAGUAAAAGACUUAUACAAUUAUUUAUAUAAAAAAACAUUAUUCUUUUUCUUUAUUAAAAGGAUGAACAAUGUUAUUUUAGAAAUAAAGACGAAAUUUAAGAGAAAGGACUUCCAAAACUUUUUUUACUUUUUAAAAGAGCAAAGAUAUUAUUCAAGCGAUGUAGGAAGUACACAGGUUUGUGCGAACAAAGGUGAUGAUCACAAUAAUAAUAAUAAUAAUAAUAUUAACAAUAGUAAUGGUAAUGUUUCUAAUAUUAGUAAAUGGAAAAAUCGUUUUUUGUAUAAAUGUAUGAAUCUCUUUAGGAAUGAUAAAAAAAGCGUUUUAUCUAAUAAGUUAUAUAAUUUAUAUGGAUCAAAAAUAAAAUUGUCGACAUCUAUAAAUUUAUGUAAUCCGAAUUUAUUUCAAACUAGUAAUUUUUUAAAAAAAUAUUUUAAUAUAAAAAAUAAAUUUGAUUUAAUAUUUUAUUUUAACAUGGAAAAGAAUAAUUUCCCCUAUGAAAAGGAAAAUUCUUCAAACACAAUAGAGAACAAUGAUAAUAAUGAAGAUAAUUUAAAUUCUAAGAAUAAAAAUAAAAAUGAAAAUUUACAUAAAGACUUGUUAUAUUUUUUUAAACGUGUAAAUGAAAAAAGCUGUCAUAUAAAAUGGAAUAGUAUUAACAACAUCUACUUAAAUUAUACCUUAUAUUUUAAUAAAAAUUAUGAAAUAAAUAUGUAUGAUUUAUUUUGUACCUUUCAAAAUAUGAUAAAAAACAAAAUCAUAAAAAUUAAAAAUUAUUGUAAAAAAGGAAAACACGGAAAGAAAGGAAAGGAAACAAAAGUUAUAAAUGAAUUUAAUUUAUCGAAUAAUGAUCAUGUUCAUUCUGUAUAUAUACCUUUAUAUUUUUUCAAGUUAUCAAUAAAUAACAUGUCUCUUUUAUUAAAUAUAAUGUUUUCUUUUAAAAAAAAUUUAUGGACUCUUAAUAAUAUAUUAUUUGAUGUUAAAGAUAAUGAAAAUAAAAACGAAAAAAAUAUAUUAUUCCAUUUAAAGAACAUAUUGAAAUGUAACAUAAAAAAUGAACAAGACAAUUCAAAAAAAUUUAAAGAAAAAAUAAAAAACAUAAAAGUUACAGCUUCAAAUGAACAUUUCACAAAUAAUACAUGUACAAUAUAUACAGUAAAUAAUAUAAAUAUGAAUGAUGCAUAUAAAGAAUAUUUUAAUAAAAUGAAUUUAUCUUUAACUUAUAAAUUAAUCUUUCCAGUAAUAUUUAAUAAUUAUUUUUUAAAUCUCCUUCAUAUGAAAUUAUAUCUUUUUUUUAAUUAUAAUAUAUUUGAUAAAUUACAAGAAUGUCAUAAAAACAAGAACGAAAAUAACAAAACAGAACGAAAUCAUAAACAUAUAGAGGAUACUAUCAAUUUACUUAAAGGUUAUUAUAUAAAAGGUAAAAAUAAAAAAAAAAAAAAAGAACAUCAACAUAAUUCUUCCUAUGGAUUAGGUAUCCUAUUAUUUAAUAUGAAUAUAUAUUUAAAUUUUAAACUUCAUGGCAACAAUUUCUUGCCCUCAUUGGUAUUGAAGUCAAAGGAAGAUAAUUCAAAGUUUAAUUAUUUAUUAUAA
Molecule: messenger RNA, 3393 nt
Organism: Plasmodium falciparum 3D7
Lineage: Eukaryota; Apicomplexa; Aconoidasida; Haemosporida; Plasmodiidae
Gene: TOC75
Product: putative protein TOC75
Cellular component (GO): outer membrane
Source: RefSeq, a predicted model, not a curated record